Molecule: messenger RNA, 1555 nt
Organism: Peromyscus maniculatus bairdii (prairie deer mouse)
Lineage: Eukaryota; Metazoa; Chordata; Mammalia; Rodentia; Cricetidae
Source: RefSeq, a predicted model, not a curated record
ACUGGGAUAUGGGAGCCUGACCCAACAGGUACCAAGAGCUGCCUUGGAACAAAGGAAGAAGUUCUUCAGUACUGCCAGGAGAUCUAUCCAGAGCUGCAGAUCACAAAUGUGAUGUAAGCAAAUCAGCCAGUCAGUAUUGAUGACUGGUGCUGAAGGGACAAAAAAACAGUGCAAGAGUCACAUCAUCAUUCCAUUCAAGUGUCUUGUGGGUGAGUUCAUUAGUGAUGUUCUGCUGGUUUCAGAAAACUGCCAGUUUUUCCACCGAGAGCGGAUGGAGGUGUGUGAGAAGCACCAGCGUUGGCACACCAUAGUCAAGGAGGCAUGUCUGACUGAGGGGAUGACCUUUUAUAGCUACGGCAUGCUGCUGCCUUGUGGGGUAGACCAGUUCCACGGUACCGAGUAUGUGUGCUGCCCUCAGACAAAGAUUGUUGACUCUGACUCUACUAUGUCCAAAGAGGAGGAGGAAGAGGAGGAGGAGGAGGAUGAAGAGGAAGACUAUGAUCUUGAUAAAAGUGAACUUCCUACUGAAGAAGAUUUGGAAGACUUCACAGAAGCAGCUGCAGAUGAAGAGGAUGAGGAUGAGGAGGAAGGGGAAGUGGUGGAAGACCGUGAUUACUACUAUGACUCUAAAGGAGAUGACUACAAUGAAAAGAACCCAACUGAACCCAGCAGCGAUGGCACUAUUUCAGACAAAGACAUUGCUCACGAUGUGAAAGUUCCCCCAACUCCCCUGCCAACCAAUGAUGUUGAUGUGUAUUUUGAGACCUCAGCAGAUGAUAACGAGCACGCCCACUUCCAGAAGGCUAAGGAAUAACUGGAAAUUCGGCAUUGCAAUCGAAUGGAUAGGGUAAAGAAGGAAUGGGAAGAGGCAGAGCUUCAAGCCAAGAACCUCCCCAAAGCAGAGAGACAGACCCUCAUUCAGCACUUCCAAGCUAUGGUUAAAGCUUUAGAGAAGGAAGCAGCCAGCGAGAAGCAGCAGCUUGUGGUAACUCGCUUGGCCCGAGUGGAAGCCAUGCUGAAUGACCGCCAGCAGAUAGCUCUGGAGAAUUACCUGGCUGCCCUGCAGUCUGACUCACCUCGGCCACAUCGUAUUCUGCAAGCUCUGCGUCGUUACGUCCGUGCUGAAAAUAAAGAUCGCCUACAUACCAUUCGUCAUUACCAGCACGUGUUGGCUGUUGACCCAGCAAAGGCUGCCCAGAUGAAAUCCCAGGUGAUGACACACCUCCGUGUAAUUGAAGAAAGAAGGAACCAAAGCCUUUCUCUAUUGUACAAAGUUCCUUAUGUGGCUCAAGAAAUCCAGGAGGAAAUCGAUGAGCUCCUUCAGGAACAGCAAGCAGAUAUGGACCAGUUCACCUGCUCCAUCUCAGAGAGCCCUGUGGAUGUCUGGGUGAGCUCUAAGGAGAGUGAGGAGAUCCCACCGUUCCACCCUUUCCACUCCUUCCUAUCUCUGUCUGAGAAUGAAGGAUCUGGAAUGGCAGAGCAAGACGAGCAUGCUCACUAUGAAACGACUGUGUGUCAAAAGAGAUGCAGUGUGAAGCGGCAAUGUGAGGAGUGA